This is a messenger RNA of Megalops cyprinoides (Indo-Pacific tarpon), 6345 nucleotides long. It is a transcript of the gene arap3, whose product is annotated as ArfGAP with RhoGAP domain, ankyrin repeat and PH domain 3. Gene Ontology annotation, molecular function: GTPase activator activity; phosphatidylinositol-3,4,5-trisphosphate binding; protein binding. Gene Ontology annotation, biological process: signal transduction; positive regulation of GTPase activity. The record is from RefSeq and is a predicted model, not a curated record. The coding region runs from base 264 to 5375 and encodes 1703 amino acids. Lineage: Eukaryota; Metazoa; Chordata; Actinopteri; Elopiformes; Megalopidae. The transcript is spliced from 34 exons.
GGCGAGCUGGUCGCCAGGAGUAAGAGAAAUACCUUUCCUUCAAAGCACAUAUAGGGGAAAUACUGUUCGUGUGCGUUUGCUUCUGUGGCGACCUGAAGUAACUGGGGGAUGCGAAUUUAAAUAUUUCUGUGAUUUUGUGUGGGUCAGAGCCGUGGCCACAACAGGUGACAAAGAAGAGAUGAAGGGGUGGUGUCCCUUUCUACCCCUGGCCAGCACUGGGCGUUGAAUUUCUACGCCGGUGGGAUCCAAAGUCUCUUUUCAUAAUGGCGACGCUGGAUGGGAACAUGGAUGUGGAGAACCUGCUGGCCUCCAUUCACCUGGAUAAGUACCUGGACGUCUUCAAACACUCGGGCUUCCACCGGGCCAAAGAUUUCUUCCACCUUGACAAUGAGGCUCUCAACCAGCUGGGAAUAACUGCCACAGGCCACAGGAAACGCAUCUUGAAGCUAGCAGACCAGAUCCGGCAGCAAAGCCAGGAGUCCUCGCUUGGUCGCUGCCAGUCUGAGUCGGCCAUUCAGGUAGUGUUGCCAGAAGGGUCUGUGCCCUCCUGUCCCCGGGAAGAGGUCUCCAUGUCACUGGCGCACCUUCGGAACAACUCAGUCCCAAACAUUCCAUCUGUGCUAACGAAUUCCAGUUUAGACCAGAAUGACAUCAUGGUGAAGCCAGUGCCCAAACCAAGGACUGUAUUCCACAAACCCAAAAAGGAGUCUCCUCUUUCCUGUGUGAUGCCAGAACCCCAGCUUUCCAAAGGACUGUCUCAGGAAUCCCUAUGCUUCACGGUUUUGGAGGGCAUUGGCUCUGGAGAGUCUUUUUCAAGCUUGGAGGAUCCUGGUCUUGACCAAAGACAAGGCUCCUGUGAGAGGAGGCUGAGUAACUGUAUAUCACCAUCAGAGUCUGGUGGACCUCUACCCCCAGUUCCCCCUAGGCUCCAUAGGGGGGUGCCCCCAGCUACAUUCAGAGUUCCCCAGUCACCUAGUAAGGAUGAUCAGGACCAGUCCAUCACCCCUCCUCUCUCUUCCUCCCCCAGUUCACCUGGUAGUCAUGGGGAUCCUUUGCGGUCCUCCUUUCACAGUUCUCCUCCAUGCAAAAUGGAAAUGGUCUCUAAUGACAUCUACUGGGGAACUUCACCCAGCGCUGAGGGCAUAGGUGGAGAGAAUCAAAGGAAUCGUCCUGUCCCCUUACCUCCACCUCGGCAAGAGCUCAAGAACACAUCCGCUGAGAGAAACAGCACUUUAGGUAACAAUUCUUCAGAGCCCCAUGAGAGAAUACAUGCCCCUCAGGAAGCCCACGACGAAUCAAUUAGCCCUUACUGCGAGACUGUGUUUCAGAGCAAGCAGCCUUACGAGGACACCAAGGCCACAAGGACCAAAAGUGAAGGAGAAACUGGGGUGUUGAAAAAGGAUGAAGACACAAAAGCAGAGGAUGCUGGGCGACAACUCCUGUCCAGAACCCCAGGCCUCACCCGUUCAGUGCACUGCGAGUCCCAGGGGUACUGCACAGUGGGGGAGCCAGCCCCUGCCUCUGGGCGAUGCUUAUCCCUGCCCCCCAGGCUGUACCACGAGCAAGACGACGAUCAGACCAUCUCCCCCUAUGCCAGCUACACCUCUCUGUCCGAGCGAGCCGUGCCCAUCAUCAGCGGCUGGCUGGACAAGCUCUCGCCUCAAGGAAACUACGUGUUUCAGAAGCGCUAUGUGAAGUUUGAUGGCAAAAAUCUGAUGUAUUUCGGCAAUGAGAAGGAAGUUUACCCAAAAGGCGUGAUUCCUUUGGCUGCAAUACAGAUGGCUCGCACGGCCAAAGACAAUAAAUUUGAGGUCGUGACGAGCCACAGGACGUUUGUCUUCCGUGCAGAUAACGAAGCCCUGAGGAACAAAUGGUGCAGCACUCUGCAGGAAAGAGUCAAGGAGCAGCUGGUGUUCGGUCGGCCGCGUUACGGCCCAGGCAACCACUGCCAGAGGAGCGGCUUUCUGGAGCUCAAAGGGACCAAGUCCAAGGUCUACGCUGCCAUCUACACCGACCAAGUGUGGCUCUACAAAAGCGAGCAGUGUUUUAAGAAUGGAAUUGGGAUCACUUUGAUAGAGGCCAGAGGCUCCACAAUCAGAGACAACAAGAGCAAAGUCUUUGACCUUAUAACACCUUACAAGACAUUCAGUUUCACAGCGGAGUCGGAGAGAGAAAAGAAGGACUGGAUGGAGGCCCUGCAGGAGUCCAUUGCGGAGACGCUCUCCGAUUACGAGGUGGCGGAGAAGAUCUGGUCCAACAGGUCCAACAAGAUCUGCGCCGACUGCAAGGCCAUCAAUCCCGACUGGGCCUCCAUCAACCUCUGUGUGGUCAUCUGCAAGAAUUGCGCAGGGCAACACAGAGGUCUGGGCACAAUGGUGUCCAAAGUGCAGAGUUUGAAACUGGACACCAGUGUGUGGAGCAACGAGAUCGUGCAGCUUUUCAUCAUGCUGGGCAAUGACAGGGCCAACGAGUUCUGGGCGGCGCGGCUCCCUCCGGCCGACGAGCUGGACUGUGACGCGACUCCGGAGCAGCGGCGGGAGUUUGUGACCCUCAAAUACCGCGAGGGACGCUUCCGUCGCCCCCACCCUGGCUUCACCAAACAGGAGGAUCUCCUCAAGGCCCUUUGCACUGCUGUGACCGAGCAGAACCUGCUGAAGACUGUCACCAGUAUCUUUGCGGAGGCUGAGGCCGCCUACCUUUCCGACACUAAUGGCUACGACAAGUGUUUGUCCCACAACCCGCACAGCCCGAAAGCUACCUCAGAUCUGAGCUCUAUGGACCAGUCUCAGAGCGUUUAUGAUGAAAUUAUCCAGCCGGUGUUGCACUCUGGGUACCUCUACAAGUCAGGCUCCAUGAACAAAGGCACAUUAUCCCGAAAGACCAGAGAAGAUUUCCAGAAGUACUGGUGCUCGGUGGAGAAAUCCAUUCUCUUCUACGAGUCGGAUAGGUGCCAUGACCCGAGCAUGAAGAUCGAUGUCAAAGACAUCAUCUGUUUAGGAGUCAGCCGUCCAGAUUCAUGCAACAAUACUGGAUUCAUUGACAGGUUCCGCUAUACCUUUGAACUGUAUCUAUCGUCUGAGAAGCUGUACCAGUUCGGUCUGGAGACUCCAGAUGCCCUCCACAGCUGGGCAAGAGCAAUUGGAAAGGCCGCCACGCCCCUGAGCUGCCACUGCCUGCUGGCCCGGGAGUUUGAGCGAGUGGGAGUCCUGCGCUACAAGGCCAUGCUGGACCCCCAGCAGUGGAAGGAGGGCUUCUUUGUCCUGCAGAAGUCCAACCUGUUCAUCUGUCCCCGGAACGACGGAGCCGCCGAGGACAUUAUCAACCUCAAGCGCCUGCAGGAACUCAGUAUGACCUCUCAGAACGACAACCACGAGAAGAAAGACAUUCUGGUGCUGGUGGAAAAAGGAAGAACACUGUACCUCCAGGGGGUGGGCCGCAUAGACCUGUCCCUGUGGUACACAGACAUCCAGACAGCAGCAGGUGGAAAAGGCAAUGCUCUUCGAGACCAGCAGCUUAGUAGGAAUGACAUACCCAUCAUUGUAGACAGCUGUAUUGCCUUCAUCACCCAGUAUGGUCUGGGCCAUGAGGGGAUAUACAGGAAAAAUGGGGCCAAGUCCAGGAUCAAGCUGUUGAUGGAGGAGUUUCGCAAGGACGCCCGCAAUGUCAAGCUUCGUAUUGGGGAUAACUUCAUUGAGGAUGUGACUGAUGUACUAAAGAGGUUCUUCAGAGAAAUCGAUGACCCCAUCUUCAUGACUGACCUGCAUCCUAUGUGGAAGGAAGCUGCAAAGAUAUCCAGUAAGAUGCACCGCCUGGACAGGUACAAGGAGCUGAUUCGCAGUCUGCCCAGAGUGAACAGGACUACACUAGCUGCUCUGAUCAGUCACCUCUACCGGGUUCAGAAGUGUGCCGACCUCAACCAGAUGUGCACCAAGAACCUGUCCCUACUGUUUGCACCCAGCCUCUUCCAGACUGACGGCAAAGGAGAACAUGAAGUGAAGAUCAUUGAGGACCUCAUCGACAACUAUCUCUACGUCUUUGAUAUUGACGAGGAGCAGCAGACACAGAUUGAGCUGGAGAUCAGUCUAAUCACCACAUGGAAAGAUACACAGCUGUCGCAAGCUGGAGACUUGAUCAUUGAAGUGUAUUUGGAAAAGAAGAUACCUGACUGCUGCAUCACUCUCAAGGUGUCGCCAUCAAUGUGUGCAGAGGAGCUAACCAAUCAAGUCCUGUACAUGCGGAAUGUACCUGCUGGGGAGAAGGAAGUAUGGCUGACAUUUGAGGCUAUCGAAGAUGGAGAGUUGGAACGGCCCUUGCACCCUAAAGAGAAGGUUCUGGAGCAGGCCCUGCAGUGGUGCAAGAUGGCCAAUCCCAGCUCUGCUUACCUAGUAGUCAAAAGGGUGCCCAGAGGGGAAGCUAUCAAUAUCUUUACAGGCUACAAGAGUGAGAUCGUGAAGAGUGGCGUUCUGAAGUGCCGAGAGGAGCCUCCAAAACUGCUGCAGGGGAACAAAUUCCAGGAGCACACAUUCAAGAUUCAAAACCACAAGCUACUGUUGCUGAAGGACAGGAAGAGCAACAAGCCAGAGAAGGAAUGGCCACUGAAAACUCUGAAGAUCUACAUCGGGAUUCGGAAAAAGCUAAAACCACCCACAAAGUGGGGCUUUACUGUGCUAUUGGACAAACAACAGCUCUACCUCUGCUGUUUGAGUGAGUCUGAACUGUGGGACUGGAUGAUCAGUUUCCUCAAGGCCCAGCACGAUGACCUGCGACCCCCAGUACUGCGCCGUCACUCAUCCUCAGACAUCUCCAAACAGAAGUUUGGGACCAUGCCCCUCGUGCCAAUUCGUGGGGAUGAGAGCAACUCCACCAUGCUGUCUGCCAACCAAACCCUGCGAAAGCUUCAUGCUAGGAGGACACUCUCCAUGUUCUUUCCCAUGAAGAUGCAGCAGGACUCCUUUGAGGAGCGCCCCGAAAGCCCAGAGCCUCUGUAUGAAGAGGUGGGCGACUUCGGCCUCCAGGUGCUGAAAUCUCUGGAGACAAGCUUCCUGUCUGGCAGCAGCUCCGAGACCCAGGAGGUACCAGAGCGGCCGGUCAGCCUGGGCCAGAGGAAGACGGCCUCCCUGGACCGCAUGAUUGGACCCAACCCCGUGCGCAUGCUGGGCAGGGAGGGCCUGCUCCCCCCUGCUGCCUCUCUGGACACCCUGUACCUGGAGGAGCCCAGCAGCUCGGACGCCCAGGUCUCCCUACAGCCCUUCCCCAGGAGGAAGCAGCUAGGGCCCUGCAGCCCCUCCCAGGAGCUGCUGCUGCAGGAGCUCUCCACCGUCUUCACCAAGAAGACUGAGAGUGAGGGACAGCAGGCCAGAGACAACAGCCUCUGAAGACAGUGCACACCCAGAGGGAAACUAUACACACCUCCCAUACCAAUAACCACUGCAGUACCUGUCAUGCAUGAUACACCUUAUACUCUACCAAAGCUUUCUUUUUUAAAGAUUUAUCCUUACACAUUUACUGUAUUUUCGCGGCAUUAAAGUAAUCUUCCUCCACACUAACUUAUAUGGGUGCACAAGCUACGUAUAUGAAUGGGUGGUUAUACAUUUGAAUUCAUUCAAACAAACAAGGAACAAGUGGGUAUGGAUGUUGGCAAAUGCUUGUUGCAUCACUGCCCCUCAUCUGUGCACUUCAGACAUAGAUAUAAUUACUUAUCUCUUUAUUUUUUACCACCAUCUUAUUUUAUUAUGUUAAUUUACUUUAAUUAUGAAUAUCCACAUGUAUGUCAACCAAGGUUGGGAUGGUGAAGCAGUUGGCAUAGGUUACACAUUAAGCAGUGUACAAUACAAGGCACUGGCAUGUUAUUCCUCUCUUCAAAGUCAGACUCAUUGUAAUAUGUGCAACAGCCUAUGUAUUUAUUUAUUUAUUUUUAGAAUACUCAGUGAAUUUUAUAACAGGAUGGACUUUAAGGAAUAUACUGUGAAGGAAAGUUACACACUGAGGAAAUACAGAUCCAUGAAGAGUCUGAAAGGCCAGAACAACUCAGAACCCCAAGGCCUUAAUAAUCUUUAUCCCUGGAGUUGUCAGAAUAAGGAUUGGCAAUCCAAAAGUAACAAGUGCAGUCUUGUUACAUCUAUCAGGAAAAUAAUGAAAGAUCAUUCCACAACGUUUAGAUUUUAAAUAUUAAAAGAAGGACAAUGAUAUAAAAGUUGUUGCCAUUUCUGCAGAUUUGCCAUCUCUCAAAAGAAGAGCCUGUUUCACUUAUCUUCAACAGUAGAUGGCAGUAUGAAACCAGAGUGGUAGCUUAUUUUGAAUCAUGACACUGAGUGUGAGUGUGUGUGUGUCUGUCUGUGUGUCUGU